CAGCCUGUUGGGCCUUUAAUUCUCCUGCUGGAUUGUCGGCAGAACGACAAAUAUAGUUUUGUAGAGCUGAUGUGUGUCUUCGCGUCUUUUUCAGCAGUUAAUUUGCAUACUAUCGCUUUUUAUUUCGAGUUAAAAAGGAUUGUUUUUUGGAUGCUUACUACUUGUAAAUUACAAUUUACCGGUGCCUACCUACGUUUUUGAAAAGAAAAAGAAAUAUUCAACCGAUCAAAAAAGAAAAAGAAAAAAGAAAUAUUCCCGUCGUUAACUUCUGGGGCGGUUACAGUUUUGUGCGGAAAAGACUUUCCUCUCUUUUAAAAUGAUCCCAUGACGGAGAUGGAAUCCGCUACUGUUACCAAAGCUCCCAGUUAAUCCCGGAAUGAGCGGAAAGAAGAAAGAGGUCAUUAGAUUAGAGCGUGAAUCUGUGAUUCCAAUUCUCAAGCCCAAGCUCAUCAUGACCUUGGCUAACCUCAUUGAACAUAGUACUGACCGGGCUGAGUUUUUAAAGCUCUGCAAAAGAGUUGAGUACACAAUUCGAGCUUGGUAUCUUCUACAAUUUGAGGACCUGAUGCAACUGUACUCCCUCUUUGAGCCCAUACAUGGGGCUCAGAAAUUGGAGCAGCAGAACCUAUCUCCUGAAGAUAUUGAUGUGCUAGAACAGAACUUCCUGACAUAUUUAUUUCAGGUGAUGGAAAAGAGCAAUUUCAAGUUAACAACUGACGACGAAAUCGAUGUUGCACUUUCGGGGCAGUAUCUUCUAAAUCUUCCAAUCACGGUGGAUGAUUCUAAGGUUGACAAGAAGCUUUUGAAGAAAUAUUUUGCAGAGCAUCCUCACCCGAACCUUCCAGAUUUUGCUGAUAAGUACGUUAUUUUCCGGCGUGGUAUUGGGAUUGAUCAGACAACUAAUUACUUUUUCAUGGAGAAAGUGGAUAUGAUCAUUUCACGUUUAUGGAGAUGUCUGUUGAGACUAACAAGGCUGGAAAAGCUUUUGAAACGGUCAAGUGGGCGGCAUAAGAAAGAUCCGAAGAAACAAGAUGAUAUCAGCUCUGAAGCAGAUGGUGAUGAUCUAUCUGUUGAACGGGUCCGUCUCGAAAAUAUGGAACUAAGUAUUAAAAAUUUGCUGGGCAAGAUCACAAUUCAAGAACCUACUUUUGAUAGGAUAAUUGUCAUCUACAGGCGAGCAAGUACAAAAUCUAAAAUGGAACGAGGAAUAUAUGUGAAGCAUUUCAAAAACAUUCCAAUGGCUGAUAUGGAAAUAGUUCUACCUGAGAAGAAAAACCCAGGAUUAACUCCAAUGGACUGGGUCAUAUUCCUAGGCUCUGCUAUAGUUGGGCUGGUUGCAGUAUUUGGUUCGCUUGAAAUGCCUAAAGCUGAUUUAUGGGUCAUCUUUGCCAUUCUAUCCACUGUGAUUGGUUAUUGUGCCAAGACAUACUUCACGUUUCAGCAAAACUUGGCUGCAUAUCAGAACUUGAUAACUCAAUCCAUGUACGACAAACAACUGGAUAGUGGAAAGGGUACUCUUCUUCACUUGUGCGAUGAUGUAAUUCAGCAGGAAGUCAAAGAGGUGAUCAUUUCUUUCUUUAUAUUGAUGGAACAGGGCAAAGCUACAAGACAGGAUCUUGAUAUGCGGUGCGAGGAACUAAUCAAACAAGAGUUUGGUGAGAGCUGUAAUUUUGAUGUUGACGAUGCAGCUCAAAAGUUAGAGAAACUAGGGAUUAUUGCUCGGGAUAGCCUUGGACGGUAUUAUUGCAUUGGGUUAAAACGGGCUAAUGAAAUUAUUGGAACCACCACUGAGGAACUUGUCCUCAAGGCAAAGCAGGGUGGUGGUGGUGGUGGUCCUUGAUGCUGUAGAGCUUCUGUUUCUUAUUGUCUUUGCUGGAUGUAGCUUCUGUUUCUUAUAUACAAUAAUACAAGUACUUGUUUUUGCUGUGCUGGAUGUAUUAAUGCUGUUAGACUUAUUUGCAGGGUGAUUAUUCUGCUUUGAAACAGCCUACACAGACUUAUCGCGUAUGGGAGUGAUUGUCUGUAAUCGAGAACUGUACGAGUUCUGAACUGUUCCCUCCAUCCCUCCAAGUUACAGGAAAGUAUAAUAGAGAAACUCCCGCUUAUGAAGAGGGACAAUUGUUGAUGGUUGUCAGUCA
Messenger RNA from Juglans regia (Persian walnut), 2138 nucleotides. RefSeq lists its product as uncharacterized. The record is from RefSeq and is a predicted model, not a curated record. NCBI's taxonomy places the organism in Eukaryota, Viridiplantae, Streptophyta, Magnoliopsida, Fagales, Juglandaceae. The transcript has 16 exons. The coding region runs from base 377 to 1840 and encodes 487 amino acids.